AGGUUGGCUGCAGACAUACUUGUGUGAGCUCCUGUCGGAGCAGCUCCCGUGAGGAGCACCGUACCCUGCAACGACGUCCAGGAUUUGCCUCCUGGUGCUCGCCCCAUGGCUCCUGCUCCUGCGGCCGUGCGGCCUCCGUGGUGGAAGCUGCCGACCAAGUUCGUGUCCCCACCCUGGGGAGGUCAACAGAAGCAGCAGUGGCAGGCAUGGCGAGACAUCGGCUCUGACGACGACCUCGAGGGGUGGCACCAGGUGGGGCAAACUGGAGGAGGGCCGUGGUGCAGUAAGUGCGGCUGCAAGAAGAACUCCAAGGGCAGCAAGUUCUGCAAAGCCUGCGGCCAUAAGCUCUCGGACAUCAGCCCAGCCGUGGCUGCCGAACCCGCUGGGGUCUGGAGCGAGCAGCGAAGACAGCACGGGGAUGCCGAUGGCAAGGACGGCAAAGGCGGCAAGAAGGGCAAGAAAGGCAAGGACUCGGGCAAAGGUGCGGAGACCCAGCCAAGCUUCCUCGAGCACCUGCCUGGUGCACAGUUCCUGGUGGCCCAGGAGGGCCCCUCGGUGGAGCUUGAGUUCCACGAGCUGGAGCAGCUGGUGGCCACGUUGGAGAAGCUGGGCGACACGGUCAGCCUCGCGAAGCACAGGCGCACCCUUCAAGAACGGCGACGACUCCAGCAGGAGGCGCUCUACGUGCCGCCAUUGUCGCAGAGAGUCACGCAGGCCCACAAACAGGUGCAGGACAUCGCGCAGAAGCUGGAGAAGGCGGCGUUGCACUUCGAGCGGCUCGAGGAGGGCCUCGAGAGCCAGAGGCGGUGGGUCCAAUCUCUCUGCGAGGACAUGGAGUCGAAGAAGGCUGAGCACCGCAAACUGGUGGUUGAGCUCAAUCGUCAGGUGGUCGACAUCAGCCAGGAUUCAACUCCGUCAGUGGCACCCAUCAGUGUGGCUGGAAUCCUGGACGGCUCCAUCGAGGAAAUUCCUCUUUCGUUUGCUGGCCUUGGGUUCGACGACGAGGAAUACGAGAUGGAUGCAAAUGACAAGAAGGAGCUGGCAGAUCGCAGCGCCCGCCUCAAGAGCGAGCUGUCCAACGCCGUCAAGCAAAUGUCCGGGCAGGCGGCAGAGAAGGCCAAACUCUUCAAGGAGGAGCAGGAAGCCAUGGCUCUACGGCUGGCUGGGAAGAGGCGGCGACAGGGCUCAGGCCCCGAAGACCCUGGCUCAGCAGGGGCGGCCGCUGCAGGAUCAGCGCCGAGAGGCAAGGACGGCGAGGCAGCGGACUCCGACGCGACGCGGACUCUGCCUGAGGGGGCAGACCCAGUGGACGCAGGGGCUGAGGGCGAUCGGCGGACGCCCUUGGCCGAGGCAGCUGGAUCUCUUCGACCAGCGGACCGUUUCUGGAGCAACAAGUCCGUGGACCUCGACUGGCCUCAAGUCGGGGGGUUUGGGGCCCCUGCCCUGGCCCGCCCAGACAAGGGGACAACGUUGAUCGGAAGGCAGUACUACAAGCAGCUGAGCGCAGUGCCCGAGGCAGCCCUGCCCGAGCCCUUGGGGCAGAGGCCUGCGGCUACGGGGCUCCCACCCGAUGCUGCAGAUCCCGAGUGGCAGGCCAUCCAGGACUUCAAUGGCAUGAGGGCUGACCUCAGGGACUGGGCUGCCGCAUGGUUUGACUCUCACACGGAGCUGGAGACAGACAGCGGGCACUGGAGGCGUUGGUGCAAGGCUUUCCUGGGCGCGAUGCUCGCGGACGGCGGGAACGAGCCGCUCAGGCGCCUACUGAGGAUCUGGUUCCCAGGCUGGCACUUGGACAAUAUCCUGGACGAGCUGUGCCUCAGUGGCUGGAGACAGUCUGAGCCCCGCCGCAUUGCCUUUCUGGUCAGGCUCAACAGUGCCCAGUAUUUGGAUCGGUGGCGACUCGAGCACGCGCACUGGAGGCAACUGGCGCAGAUCAGGGCCACGUUUCGCCGACUCCUUGGGGACAGAGCUCCUGGAGACCCAGUGCCGCCUCAGAGGCCUGGUGGGGGAAUGGAGUCGGGCCCUAUUCGUCGGCCUGACCCUGAUGACGACCAGGCGAUGGACCACGUCGACAACCUGACGGCGAAGCUGCUCACGCUGUCGCACGCGACCUCGCAGCAGCCUCCUGGCGGCAGGGCCUGCCCCGGCCAAGCCAACCUGCAC
Molecule: messenger RNA, 2163 nt
Organism: Prorocentrum cordatum
Lineage: Eukaryota; Dinophyceae; Prorocentrales; Prorocentraceae
Source: the annotation of a GenBank genome assembly